Molecule: messenger RNA, 7040 nt
Organism: Balaenoptera ricei (Rice's whale)
Lineage: Eukaryota; Metazoa; Chordata; Mammalia; Artiodactyla; Balaenopteridae
Gene: TATDN2
Product: TatD DNase domain containing 2
Exons: 8
Coding region: 710-2914 (734 amino acids)
Molecular function (GO): hydrolase activity, acting on ester bonds
Source: RefSeq, a predicted model, not a curated record
UCCGGUAGGCGGGCGUAGCGGAGGCCGGUGUGGUCGGAACCCGGGCGGAGGCAGGGCCGGCGCCGCAGGACUGAGGCGGACGGCAAGCGGGCGGCCAGGGCAGGGCGUCAGGCCGGUGCAGGCUGCGGGGCCGACGUCCGGGCCGCGGGAGCAGGGACGGAAGUUGGGGCGGGGCGGACCCGGGGGUGUUCUGAGGAGGCGGACUGGGGCGCCACGGGCUUCUGAGGGGCGGCUCGCCCCCUUCCGGCCCGGGGCUGGUCGGCGGGGCCGCGGGGGCAGGGCGGGCUGCGUGCUGGGUCUGGCCCUGCUCUGCGGCCCGCGCUCGGCGUUCCGGGCCUCCGGGCCUCCGGGCCGUGCGCCCGCCCAGGGGCUGCGGGUCUGGCCUCCAGGUGUGGACCUAACAGCGCCCUGUAGCCUUCUGAAGCGCUGACAUCUGCGAAGGGCUUUGUAUUGUAAACUCAAUCAGAGCGCGUCGUAGUCCCGGAAGCGCUUUGACAUUCCCGAAGUAGCGCUGUGCAAACUGAAGCGCUUGGUAAUCGCGGAAGCACGUUGUGGGCUCGGAAACCAAAUCGAACGAAGCCUUUGGUAAAUCCUGGGACCUUCUGGACUUCCCCGAAGCGCUUUGGAAUCGCAGACAUUCGAAGCGCUUUGACAUCUCUGAAACCUUGAGCACUGUGAUGGGCAGUGGAAAGAAGGGGGAAAGGUGCCCAUGGCGUCGGAGAGGCGCAAGGUCAAGUACCACUGGAGCAGCCCUUCGGAGCCGAGUUCCCGCAAGCGCAGCUGCCUCCGGGAGCCCAGUGAUGUGGCCCCCUCCAGCUGGUCAGCUCACAGCUCUGUGUCGCGUUCAGGAGGGGCCAGCAGCCCCAAGCGCAUGAAAACCCAGAAGGAGCAUGGUGUGUCCUGGGGCUCAUCCCGCCGCAGAAGUUCCUCCUCCUCCUCCCAUUCCUCUGGCCCAGGUGUGGGUGGGGCCGCCUCCAAAGGAGGCCUGAUUCAGAGCUCAGGAGAGUUCCUUUCGCCAGGGGGAUCCCCUCGGUGCCCUGCCAGACCUUCUCUAGAAGAAAUGGCUUCUCUCGAGGAGGAAGCCUGCAGCCUUAAGGUUGAUUCCAAAGAUAGUUCUCGUAACCCCACGGAUUCUGAAUUUGCAGCUGAAGCUGACGUUCAAAAUGACAUAAUUGAGGAACCAAACAAGGUCCAGAAAAGGCAGAGGGAUAGACUUCGAGACCAAGGCUCUACCAUGAUCUACCUAAAGGCCAUCCAGGGCAUCCUGGGAAAGUCGAUGCCAAAAAGGAAGGGAGAGGCUGCCAUGAAGGCAAAACCCAACACGGCAGAGCGUGCCAGCCGCGGAGAGGGGCCAGCCCGGAGUGUCACCAUAUGUGCUCCUCAGAAAGAGAAAACGUCUGCCCCAGAGGUCAGAGCGGAGGAGGAGGAGGCUGUGCCGGAGAAGAGCGGCUUCUGGGACAGGAGAGUGGUGAUAGACCCUCAGGAGAAACCCAGCGAGGAGCCUCUGGGUGGCCGAAGGACAGUCAUUGACAAGUGCUGUCCAGUCCUGGAGUUUUUGGAUGACUCUGACUCGCAUGUAAACGGCCAGAAACCUAAAGACCGGGAGGUGGUGAUGGAGCGCAACUCUUCAGGAAGUGACUGGUCCGACGUGGACGAGAUUUCCACAGUCAGAUUCUCUCAGGAGGAGCCCGUAUCCCUGAAACCCUCAGCGGUUCCAGAGCCUUCUCCCUUCCCCACGGAUUACGUCAUGUACCCGGCUCACUUGUACAGCAGUCCCUGGUGUGACUACGCCAGCUACUGGACCAGCGGUCCCAAGACCCCCGGCUACCACUCCGUGGGCAGUGGCGGCAGCGACACCGUGCAGGUGGAGAGGAGCGGCCGGGGCUCUUCCCCCCACUCAAUGGUGAGCCCCCAGCACAACUCCAGAGAGCGCCAGGCUGCUGAGGAAGGCAGAUCCCGGAAGUCGCGUUCAUCUCGUUUCUCCAGAAGCUUGGAAGAAGAAGAGGUGAAGGAGAAAAGAACAUUCCAGGAGGACGUGCCGCCACGUCCGUGUGGAGGACCCGCAUCUAGCUCCCUGCCCAGGAGCCGUCAGGAGCCCAGGUUGGAGGGUUUCAUCGACACCCAUUGUCACUUGGACAUGCUCUAUUCCAAGCUGUCGUUCAAAGGGAGCUUCACAAAGUUCAGGAAAAUUUACAGCAGCUCCUUCCCUAAGGAGUUUCAGGGCUGCAUCUCCGACUUCUGCGAUCCUCGCACACUGACAGAUGGCCUCUGGGAGGACCUGUUGAAAGAGGAUCUGGUGUGGGGGGCCUUUGGCUGUCACCCCCAUUUUGCACGUUACUACAAUGAGAGUCAAGAAAGAAAUCUUCUGCAGGCCUUAAGGCACCCCAAGGCCGUGGCAUUCGGGGAGAUGGGCUUGGAUUACUCUCACAAGUGCACCACGCCUGUCCCGGAGCAGCACAAGGUGUUUGAGAGGCAGCUGCAGCUGGCCGUGUCUCUCAGGAAACCCUUGGUGAUCCACUGCCGAGAAGCUGAUGACGAUCUGCUGAAAAUCAUGAAAAAAUUUGUGCCUCCAGACUACAAGAUUCACAGGCAUUGCUUCACCGGCAGCUACCCGGUCAUUGAACCCCUGUUGAAGUACUUUCCCAACAUGUCCGUGGGCUUCACGGCGGUCCUGACCUACUCCUCUGCCUGGGAGGCCCGGGAAUCUCUGAAACAGAUCCCGCUGGAGAGGAUCAUCGUGGAAACUGAUGCUCCCUAUUUCCUGCCUCGACAGGUUCCCAAGAGCCUUUGCCAGUACGCCCACCCAGGCCUGGCCUUGCACACGGUUCGAGAGAUUGCCAGGGUCAAAGACCUGCCGCUCGCCCGCACCUUGGCCACCCUGCGUGAGAACACCUGCCGCCUCUACAGUCUUUAAGCAGAGGGUGCCGUCAGGAGUCUCCCAGAAAAGGAUAACCAGUGGCCUGGCAGGAGAAAGGCCGUGUGAGCUCUGCCUGUGUGUACCUGCUCGAGGAUGUUUGAGAGCCCGCUGGGAUGGAGGAAACCCGGACAGGACGUUUCCUGAGACCUCGUCGGAGGCUUCCGCUUCAGGCUGGUUGGGGGUGGGGCCGGCGUGUGGGGGGCUGGUGAGGGGCUCGGGCUGGCCUCCCGGCUGCAGUGCUCCAGGGCAGCCUGGGAAGAAGAGGAGGCUGAUGUGAGGGUGCAGCGAGCUUGCCCGCCCAGUGCCUGUAUCCGCAGCUUGUGGUGCGAGCAGUCUGUGAAUAAAGUCACACUGCUCCUCAGCGAAGUGCACGUAGGCGUGUAGCUUGGUUCCUGGUUCUCCACUGUCAACACGAACCCCCGGUGGGAGAUCUCCUCUGGGGGACAUUUGCCAGAGACCUGUGUUAGAGGCUGAUGCUCCUGCGGCCAGAGAAGGCAGCCCCUCCCUUCCCCGGGUGACUCUUCAGUCUGGCUCUCACUGUUGCUGCGUCAGCUCCGAGUUGGCACUGGCGGAAGGACCUUGGCUGCUGGUCUCACUGGUUCCACUGCCAUCAAUAUGGAGGGGCCAAAGGGGCGCUCACGGUCCAGGGCAAGUCCUGGCCGAGGAACAUCUGGACAGACUGGGGGACUUGAGGAGGAGGAAACCUGCUUGAGGAAGACGACCCUGAGGAAGGUGAUCCCACUUACCGAGGCCCCCAGGGCUGCAGCUCAGUUGUGUUAAACUGACAGGGUCCAGUCUGCAGCAGAUGCUGUCUGCUAGUCUGCCGUCAGGGGGUCCCAGCUGCCCUGUGCUCCACUUUGCCCCCUUCUCCUGGAGCACUGGACCAGAAAUACUCCUUCUGUUUCAUCUCAUGUGACAGCCCCUUGUGUGCCCCAUCCAGGUCGAGAGGUAAACCAAUUUAAUUUUCCAAAGCUCUGCUGGCGCUGCCCAGCCCUGUUCUAUUGCCUAUGCAGAACAAGAGGCCUGGUGUCCGUGGAUCUCCCGUUCCCCGUCUUGGGGCUCUCCCUUGCCUUGGCCUCUGCUGCGUCCUUUCUCCGUGGUGAAAGUGAGAGCCCCUUCUUGGACUUUGAACAGCCAGGUCAUCUCAAGUUCUGAGCUGCGCUCUGCUCCCUGCUGGUGCCUUGUAAAGGUGUGUUCAUUACAGGCCCUGGAAGGUUAUGACGGUCAAGGGUUAAGUGUGAGGAUGCUCUGCAUUUGGGACAAAAGGAUCCUUUUUUCCAAUCUUCCUCAGUGCAACAGGCCACCCUGAGUCCCUUGUCUGUUUCUUGGAGGCCAGUAGCUGAAAUCGUAAGAUCCAUCGCUUAUGCUGGAUGCCUCUAGGUGUUUGUGGAAGGUGCUUUUGAACCUUGUAACCUGCAAGGGAAUGGACUUUGCAUUUCAUAUGUGGUAUUUCCCUCUUGCCCCGGUACCCAAGUUGCUGGCCUGGGAAGUAGGCCUUAAUUCACUGUCGACCUUCCGUGGAUCAGCUGUGCGUCAUCUGUGCCGCAGAUUUGGCAAAUCCGGGGCCUUGUUCUCCUGCUUGGAAGAUUUGGAGGACUAAGUAUUUCACAGCGCUUUGUUGUCACCCAAUGAACUGUCCCUUAUCCAUCUCCUUCACAACAAGGCCUGUACAUCACAACUGCCUCCGAGGGAAACCAGCCGGGCCUGUGUUCAAGGACUAAGAGUGAUAACUCAGUGGAUGUCUCUGAGCCAUUGCAGUCUCCCUGCCAAAGUAAAGCACAAGGUGCUAUAUACUUUUAUCUCCAGGAUUUAGGAUUAUCAUUUCUGUUACUCAGUGAAACAUUACCUGUGUGGGAGUGAAAGCUUGUUGGCAUUGUUUUUGAUUGGUUUUGGAUGGCUGACUUGAUUGUUUUUGCUGUGUUGCCGGAAUGCCUCUGUAUCUCUGCCCCCUCGCUCCCUUUGACCAUCUCUUUCUGAAAAUAAAGUGAUGGAUCUUCAGCCAACUCCCAUGGUCUCCAUGUUCGUUUAUAUUUCUCAGAGUGUUAACGAUGGUUUAGUUGCUGACUAGCUUUGUAACCUAAGAAUCCAAAGGUCUGGAGACAUUCACAAAUAUACCUGUGCCUCAGCAAAAUUCAACUGGAAAGGGCUUCCCUGGUGGCACAGUGGUUAAGAAUCCGCCUGCCAAUGUAGGAGACACGGGUUUGAACCCUGGUCCGGGAAGAUCCCACAUGCCGCGGAGCAGCUAAGCCCGUGUGCCACAACUACUGAAGCCUUUGCUCUAGAGCCUGCAAGCCACAACUGCUGAGCCUGUGUGCCACAACUACUGAAGCCCACACGUCUAGAGCCCGUGCUCUGCAACAAGAGAAGCCACUGCAUUGAGAAACCUGUGCACCACAACGAAGAGUAGCCCCCGCUCGCCGCAACUAGAGAAAGCCUGCGCGCAGCAACGAAGACCCAAUGCAGCCAAAAAUAAAUUAAUUAAAAAGAAAAGAUUUGCUAAAAAAAAUAAAAAUUCAACUGAAAAGGGCUUCCCUGGUGGCGCAGUGGUUGAGAAUCCGCCUGCCAAUGCAGGGGACACGGGUUCAAGCCCUGGUCUGGGAAGAUCCCACAUGCCACAGAGCAACUAAGCCCGUGAGCCACAACUACUGAGCCUGCGCGUCUGGAGCCUGUGCUCCGCAACGAGAGGCCGCGACAGUGAAAGGCCUGCGCACCGCGAUGAAGAGUGGCCCCCACUUGCCGCAACUAGAGAAAGCCCUCACACAGAAACGAAGACCCAACACAGCCAAAAAUAAAUAAAUAAAUAAAUAAAAUUUUAAAAAAAAUAAAAAAAAAAAAAUUCAACUGAAAAGAAGAAUCCCUGGUAACUUCUUAAAAGUUCUGCUGCCUUUGAGCAUUAACUGUCAUUUUACUGCCUGGAAACACCCAAAUACACUGCUGCUGCUUAGCUGUGAAAGAUACAUAGAUGCCUUCUUUGUUCCAGAGCAACGCAGUAGGAGGAGGAAAAAUUGAGUACACGAGGGUGUUGUUGAUGACUCGGUUGUACUGUGGGCUUUGGACUGUGAACUCUGAUGCCGCUGGGUGAACUUUGGAGGAAAUUCUGUUUCACUGCUUGCAGUCAGUCUUCCAGUUUUGUCCUAAGGUAUCCUUGAACACAAGUAAGUGCUCAAGCCCAAAGUAAACCCGUCAAAAGGGAGGCUCUGUUCCAAGAAUGGUAAGGAAAUUUGGAAUCUGUUGAUGCCUCAUCUCAGAUGCACAGUCAUUGGUGUGCGUAUUUCCAGCACAUUCCUCACUGUCUCAGCUCUGUCCCAGCUGGACAUAUGGCAGCUGUGUCCACUGGACAGUGAUAGUCUCUUUGUGGCUGGAAAUCUGCUCUUGGCCUUUCUGGUGUUUUACAUCUCUCUUUCUGUAUUAAGUUUGGGACCAAUAGUAAUCAUUUACCGUGAACACUUUCAUUUUUGCCUCAGGCAUUUCUGUAAGAUCAGGGCAAAGGGCCACUGAAGUGUACGGUGCUUGAAUAAAGUGUCCAGGAUGGCAACAGAACUGUCAGUCAGUGGCCAGGCAGCCCUGUGCUCCCUGUAAAUGCUCAUUUGUCAAUGAUGUUUGGAAGUGGAUUCAGACUAAAGGAAGGUAACCAAGCGUGGAUCUCUAUUAUUCUGUCUGUACACCGUCGUAAGAGAAUUUUUUACCCCUCUGUAAGCGUGUAAGAUGUUAAACACGGGCUUCCCUGGUGGCACAGUGGUUAAGAAUCUGCCUGCCAAUGCAGGGGACACGGGUUUGAUCCCUGGCCUGGGAAGAUCCCACAUGCCACGGAGCAACUAAGCCCGUGCUCCACAACUAAUGAGCCUGCAAGCCACAACUACUGAGCCCGAGUGCCACAACUACUGAAGUCUGUGUGCCUAGAGCCUGUGCUCUGCAACAAGAGAAGCCACGGCAAUGACAAGCCCUCGCACCGCAACAAAGAGUAGCCCCCGCUCGCUGCAACUAGAGAAAGCCCACGCGCAGCAACGAAGACCCAACGCAGCCAAAAAUUAAAACAAAUUAAUUAAUUUAAAAAAAAGUUAAAUACAUGAGCUGUUAUACUAAUGUACUGGGUAUAUUAUAAAAUAAAAAAGUUGUUUUAUAA